Rodentolepis nana is the source of this 198-nucleotide messenger RNA. The record is from the annotation of a GenBank genome assembly. NCBI's taxonomy places the organism in Eukaryota, Metazoa, Platyhelminthes, Cestoda, Cyclophyllidea, Hymenolepididae.
AUAUGCUCUUGGAAAUCGAAUACUUCAGGUGACCUUCAAGAGUUUGAACUACAAUCCGAAAGCUUUACCACCACCACCACAAACCUCUGGAAAACAAUCGAAAUCUUAGAGUUUUUUUCAAUUUUUCCCAUUGCCACUCCCUCGUCCGCUUCUCACAAUCAACGCCUUUUCUACGAGCGACUCCUUUUUUGUGAAUGA